Molecule: messenger RNA, 3754 nt
Organism: Mus pahari (shrew mouse)
Lineage: Eukaryota; Metazoa; Chordata; Mammalia; Rodentia; Muridae
Gene: Bmp2k
Product: BMP2 inducible kinase
Exons: 16
Coding region: 274-3729 (1151 amino acids)
Biological process (GO): protein phosphorylation
Molecular function (GO): protein kinase activity; ATP binding
Source: RefSeq, a predicted model, not a curated record
GGCCCCGCCCCGGCCCCGCCCCGGCCCCGCCCUCCCCGCUGGCUCUGCGGGCGCCCGGCAGCUGCAGCGGGCGGCCGGGGCUGCGCGCUCGGGACGCGCGGAAUGUGAGGCGCGGCGAGCCGCUGCGCACGGACGCUCGCGCGCGCGAAGGGCGGCGACCCCUCGAAGACAGUCGGCCGCGCCCGGCGCUCCGCUGCGCGACGCGCGGGUCCGGGCUCUCGCGCUCGCGCGCCCUAGUGCCCUCCUGGUGCCCUCCAGCGCGCCGGCGGGACCAUGAAGAAGUUCUCUCGGAUGCCCAAGUCGGAGGGCAGCGGCGGCGGCGGGUCGGCGGCUGGCGGGGCCGCGGGCGCCGGGCUCGGCGGCGGCUUCGCAAGCUCGUCCAUGGGGGUCCGGGUGUUCGCCGUCGGCCGCUACCAGGUCACCCUGGAGGAGUCGCUGGCCGAAGGUGGAUUCUCCACUGUUUUCCUGGUGCGGACUCACAGUGGGAUCCGCUGUGCACUGAAGCGAAUGUAUGUCAACAACACAUCCGACCUCAACAUUUGUAAAAGGGAAAUCACGAUUAUGAAAGAGCUAUCUGGCCACAAGAAUAUUGUUGGGUAUUUGGACUGUGCUGUCAAUUCAAUUAGUGAUAAUGUAUGGGAAGUGCUUAUCUUAAUGGAGUAUUGCCGAGCUGGGCAGGUUGUGAACCAGAUGAAUAAGAAGCUGCAGACAGGCUUUACAGAGUCAGAAGUCCUACAAAUCUUCUGUGAUACCUGUGAAGCUGUCGCACGAUUGCAUCAGUGUAAGACUCCCAUAAUCCACCGGGAUCUGAAGGUAGAAAAUAUUUUGCUAAAUGAUGCUGGAAAUUAUGUGCUUUGUGACUUUGGCAGUGCCACUAAUAAAUUUCUCAAUCCUCAAAAAGAUGGAGUUAAUGUAGUAGAAGAAGAAAUUAAGAAAUACACGACUCUGUCAUACAGAGCCCCAGAAAUGAUCAACCUUUACGGAGGGAAACCGAUCACCACCAAGGCUGACAUCUGGGCCCUGGGAUGUUUACUGUAUAAACUUUGUUUCUUCACUCUUCCUUUUGGUGAGAGUCAGGUUGCAAUCUGUGAUGGCAGCUUCACCAUCCCAGACAAUUCUCGCUACUCCCACAACGUGCAUUGCUUGAUUAGGUUCAUGCUUGAACCAGACCCCGAGCACAGACCUGACAUAUUUCAAGUAUCCUACUUUGCAUUUAAAUUCGCCAAAAAGGAUUGUCCGGUCUCCAACAUCAAUAAUUCUUUUCUUCCAUCAACUCUUCCCGAGCCGAUGACUGCUACUGAAGCUGCUGCUAGGAAAAGCCAGAUGAAAGCCAGAAUAACAGAUACCAUUGGACCAACAGAAACCUCAAUUGCACCAAGACAAAGACCAAAGGCCAAUUCCACUGCCGCCACUUCCAGUGUGCUGACCAUUCAGAGUUCAGCAACGCCUGUCAAAGUCCCUGCUCCUGGGGAAUUCAGCAACCACAAACCCAAAGGAGCAUUGAGACCUGGAAAUGGGUCUGAAGUCUUAAUGGUUCAGGGACCCCCUCAGCAACCCCCACAGCAGCAUAGAGUCCUCCAGCAGUUACAGCAGGGAGACUGGAGAUUACAGCAACUUCAUUUGCAUCGUCAUCCCCACCACCACCAGCAGCAACAGCAACAACAGCAACAACAGCAGCAGCAGCAACAGCUGCAGCAACAACAGCAGCAUCAGCAGCAACAGCAACUACUUCAAAAUGCUUAUCUGCAGCAGUAUCAGCAUGCAAUGCACCAGCAGCAGAUUCUUCAGCAACAGUUUCUAAUGCACUCAGUGUAUCAGCCACAACCUCCUGCAUCCCAGUAUCCUGCCAUGAUGCAGCAGUAUCAGCAGGCUUUCUUGCAGCAGCAGAUGCUAGCUCGCCAUCAGCAGCCAACACAGCAGGUAUCACCUGAGUAUCUUACCUCCCCUCAAGAGUUCUCGCCAGCCUUAGUUUCCUACGCCUCGUCACUUCCAGCUCAGGUUGGAACCAUAGUGGACUCUUCUUACAGUGCCAACAGGUCAGUUACUGAGAAAGAGGCAGUUGCAAAUUUUACAAAUCAGAAGGCCAUCAGUCACCCUCCUGACAUGUCAGGCUGGAAUCCUUUUGGAGAAGACAAUUUUUCCAAGUUAACAGAAGAGGAACUGUUGGACAGAGAAUUUGACCUUCUAAGAUCAAACAGGCUCGGGGAGAGCGCACCCUCAGAUAAGACUGUAGACCCGCUCCCCGCUCCACAUAGCCGUCCUCCGGAGGAGCCUUUUGCUUCCAUCCCUUUCAUUUCCCACUCAGGUUCUCCUGAAAAGAAAACAGAACAGCCUCCAAAUCAAAAAUCUAUCACUGCAAACCCUACCAAAAAUGGAAGCUCAAGUCCACUAUGCAAAGAUCAGCGAGCCGGAAAGAAAACCUCUGAGAAUCCCGUAAUUAGGGGUCAAGUGCAAAAGGGACAUGAUGAUUCUGAAAGCGAUUUCGAAUCAGACCCCCCUUCUCCUAAGAGCAGUGAAGAAGAACAAGAGGAUGAAGACGCACAGGGAGAACACGGGGACUUUAAUGAUGACGACACUGAGCCAGAGAACCUGGGUCACAGGCCUCUGCUGAUGGACUCUGAAGACGAGGAAGAGGAUGACAAACACAGCUCUGAUUCGGAGUGUGAACAAGCAAAGGCCAAGGGAGGAGACGCGAGCUCCCUGCGCAGGGACAAGCCUGGCGUGGCCCCGGACACAGCCCUCCUGACCCCUGCCCGGUCGCCUGCUGAUGCGCUGACUCCCAGUCAGGAGUUCGACGUGUUUGGCGCUGUUCCCUUCUUUGCGGUGCCCACUCCACAGAGCCUGCAGCACAGAGGGUAUGGGAAGAACCUGUCCCAGCAGGCGUUUCCAGAGCAGGAGGACUUUGACGUGUUCACAAGGGCACCCUUCAACAAGAAGGUCAGUGUACAGGACUGGCCCGCGGCGGGGCCAGACGCCCGUCCUCUGCCUGCACGGCCCAGAAGUGUAGAUGUAUUUGGCUCCACUCCCUUCCAGCCGUUUUCCGUGUCGGCCAGUAAAAGUGAAAGCAAGGAGGAUGUUUUUGGGCUCGUGCCCUUUGAGGAAAUAACCGGGAGUCAGCAGCAGCAGCAGCAGCAGCAGCAGCAGCAGCAGCAGCAGCAAAAAGUCAAGCAGCGCAGCUUGCAGAAACUCUCCUCUCGCCAGAGACGCACCAAGCAGGAUGUGUCCAGAAGCAAUGGGAAGCGCCAUCACGGCACACCUACCAGCGCGAAGAAGACGCUGAAGCCUCCAUACCGCACGCCCGAGAGGGCCCGCAGACACAAGAAGGUGGGCCGCAGAGACUCCCAGAGCAGCAAUGAGUUUUUAACCAUUUCCGACUCCAAGGAGAACAUCAGCGUCGCACUGACCGAUGGCAAAGACAGGGCCAGUGUCCUGCCACCUGAUGAGAGUCUGCUGGACCCUUUCGGUGCCAAGCCUUUUCAUCCUCCAGACUUGUGGCACCAGCCCCAUCAGGGCCUGAGCGACAUCUGCGUUGAUCACAACACCAUUUUGCCUGGGAGGCCACGACAGAAUUCAGUACAUGGGUCGUUCCACAGCGCAGACGCAUUGAGAAUGGAUGACUUUGGUGCCGUGCCCUUUACAGAACUCGUGGUGCAAAGCGUCACUCCGCAACAGUCCCAGCCGGUCGAACUAGACCCCUUCGGUGCUGCUCCAUUUCCUUCUAAACAGUAGACACUUGAGGUGGACUCAGCAAUAA